AUGAAAGUCCAUGGCUCUUUUACCUAUAACGACAUCUCCAUCAACCAGUACAAGUACCUGCACCAGCUCUACUUGAAGGAGCUCCUGGUCCAUAAUGAGACGCUACAAGAGUACAGCGAUGAAAUCUCCUUGGCCCUUCUUACAGCUCUGGAAAAGUCCCAGCCUAACUUUAAGCUUUAUGAGAACCAGCCUUAUAUCACCAGUGUGGUGAGAAACAAGCUUGUUGACUUUGUGCUACGCAUGGCUGUCAGACUCAAGAUUGUGCCAUAUGUGUUUUGUAAAGCGGUUCGUCUUUUUGACCGCUACUGUUCAAAACGCAUUGUCCUUCUAGACCAAGCUCAGCUAGUGAUCACCACUUGUUUAUGGAUCGCCGCUAAGAUCUACGGCGGUAACAACCAUUUUGCUAAUCUCUCUAGUUCAAAAUGCUCCCUGGUGAAGACCAUUCUGAACUUGGGCUUCGGCUCGGGUGCUAGGUUCUGUGGUCCUACUGAACGUUACCGGAUGCCCAAAAUUAGUGAACUUGUGAAGCUCUGUGGUGCUCGUUGUAACUACGACUCAAACAUGUUUAAACAGAUGGAGUUGCAUAUCAUGACUACGCUAGACUGGAACCUUUCAGAUUCAACCAUUGACGAUUUUUUGGUUUCGCUGAAUGACCUUCGAUCUUGUACUGAUUACGAUCCAGCUGGCGAGUUUGAUGCUGCCACGGUGAAAACUUUCAUAGCAUACGCUUCCUGUUACCUGUUUGAGCUAAUCAAGUUUACCCCACUCGAGUUGGCCAAGGCCUCUGUUGAUUUAGUCAAUGAUGCUUUCCAAAUUCAUCCGUCAGACAAUGCAUAUUUUACUUUAAACAGUGAAAUGUUUGAGGAUUCGCCAGACCUUUGUUGCAGCGAGAAAAACAGACAUAUCCAAGAUCUUCUUGCUCAGGCAGUAAUGAAUGCUCCUGCCUACCUUCUUCGCUGCUUUGAUACCCCUGGUCCUCAUCAUCUCUACUCGACGCUUAACAACUUGAGAUCUCCAGCUGCUUACGACAGUGAAGUGAAAACGCCUACUCACAUCAACUUUCCCACUCCAGCAGCAUUGUCUGACAUGUCUCAAGGAAACUACACUUAUGCUACGCCAACCAAAAGCCCGCAGGCUUCCUUCACCCACCAAUCAACAGCCAAUAUCGUCGGCGUGCCAUACAUGACCAAAGCGUCCAAUAAAGGAAUGAAAACUCCCAUAACAGAAGCUGCUAAUAUCCAAAGCCACCAUUAUCCACUUCUCAAGCAGUCUAGCCAGCCGGCCAAACUGACACAACCGUCUUUGAGUAUAAGCACAGAACUAUACCCACAGCCACGGCCAGUGCUUCAAGACUCGUUCUACCGCAAUAACAACAGUCUGACAAGCAUAGCGUCUACAAACUCUUCGAAAGGGUCAGACCUUUUUUACGAGUCUUCACGGUACGGAGUGUGUACUCCCAUUAGCAUUGACGAAGACCACAAACCAGUGACAAGAAAGAAAAGAGCGACAUGA
Molecule: messenger RNA, 1512 nt
Organism: Candidozyma haemuli
Lineage: Eukaryota; Fungi; Ascomycota; Pichiomycetes; Serinales; Metschnikowiaceae
Gene: HGC1
Product: cyclin
Exons: 1
Coding region: 1-1512 (503 amino acids)
Source: RefSeq, a predicted model, not a curated record